AUGCCUAAGCAAGCGAAGGCCACUGCUCUUGCACUGAUACCCAAACGGCCUCAUGCUCAGGAUAUUACAGAUUAUAGAUCUAUUUCACUCUUUUCAAAAGAUGUUUUUCUUAGCCGUUUGAUUGCCAAGGGCUUCCCUACUGCCUUUGUUUCUUGGAUCAAAGGCUGCAUCUCCGAUGUGCAUUUCUCUAUUUCUAUUAACAGGGCCCUUGAAGGUUACUUUAAUUCCUCCUCCGGCUUAAGGCAAGGGUGUCCCCUCUCACCUUAUCUUUUCUGCAUUAUAAUGGACAGUCUUUCUUCUUGUUUUGAGGAAGCCAACCUUAACAACUCAUUUAGAGGCAUUGAAGCUGGUAAUGCUACUUUUUCUCAUCUCCUAUACGCUGAUAAUCUGUUGGUUUUUGCCAUGGCCAAUGAGGGAAAUGCUCACUCCCUUAAUGUGAUUUUGGAUAACUUUGCUACUUUCUCUGGCUUGCAAGUGAGAGGUACUUUAAUCCCUAAAACCUGCAUCAAGAAAAUCAAUAGCUUAUGCUCAAGGUUUUUGUACUAUGGUGACAUACACAAGAUGAAGCUUCACAUGAUUUCAUGGAAAGAUACUUAUAAGCCUAAGACUGCCGGUGGGUUGGGCAUUCCUACCAUUGAGUCGUUGUACCAUGCAUUUGGCUGUAGAACUAUUUGGAGAUAUUGUUUAAAUGGUGGAAUGCUAAGCAUUAUUCUUUCUAGAAUUUCAGGACCUCUAAGAGCUCCUGUUAUUGGAAUUUUCUUUGUGAUGUUGCCAAAUCCUUAA
Molecule: messenger RNA, 783 nt
Organism: Dendrobium catenatum
Lineage: Eukaryota; Viridiplantae; Streptophyta; Magnoliopsida; Asparagales; Orchidaceae
Exons: 3
Coding region: 1-783 (260 amino acids)
Source: RefSeq, a predicted model, not a curated record